AUGGAGGUGCGUUUGAAGCUGAGCAAGGAGGACGGCGCACCGCCGGCGGAUGCCACUGAGUAUCGCGGCGUCAUCGGCUGUCUGCGCUAUCUUGUCAACACGAGGCCGGACAUUGCUCUGGCCGUGGGCGUGACCAGCCGGUACAUGGAGGCACCGAGCACGCGCCAUUGGACGGCGGUGAAGCAGAUCCUCAGGUACAUCCGCGGCACUCUUCACUAUGGGUGCUGCUACAAGAGGGGUUCGGACGGGCCCUCCCUGGUUGGCUACAGCGACAGCGACCAUGCCGGUGACACGAACGACCGGAAGAGCACCUCCGGCGUGGUCUACUUCCUUGGCGGCAGUGUCGUCACCUGGACCUCACAGAAGCAGAAGGUGGUGGCGAUUUCGUCGUGCGAGGCCGAGUACGUUGCUGCUGCGGCGGCGACGUGCCAGGGGGUGUGGCUCAGCCGCCUCCUUGCUGACCUGACAGGGCGAUCGGUGGAGAAGUUUCAGCUGCUCAUCGACAACAAGUCUGCGAUCGCCCUGAGCAAGAACCCGGUUCAUCACGACCGGAGCAAGCACAUCGACAUCAAGUAUCACUACAUCCGUCAGUGCAUCGAGGAAGGAAAGGUAGAAGUUGAUCACAUUGGCACUGACAACCUAGCUCGCUGA
This is a messenger RNA of Aegilops tauschii subsp. strangulata, 651 nucleotides long. Its product is annotated as secreted RxLR effector protein 161-like. NCBI's taxonomy places the organism in Eukaryota, Viridiplantae, Streptophyta, Magnoliopsida, Poales, Poaceae. The record is from RefSeq and is a predicted model, not a curated record.